GAGGAGGAGGAAGAAGAGAGAGGAAGUUCCAAAACUUUCCCCCCCUCUCUUCAAGGAAAAUUCGUGGAGGCGCUCCGUUAUUUUUCAGAGGAACGGGGAAACUUGAGCAAACUUUGGAGAAAUACACGCGCUGAUUUACUCGUCCAAAGUCGGAUCCUUUUUAUCUCUGGGCUGUCCUCACAUGAAAUCCGAGGGCAAAAAGUGUGUUUGCUUUGGUCCUUCCCAGCCUGAGAGGACUUCAACCAUCAGAGGCGAUGAGAUGUGAGUGAGCUAUGCCUUGUGGAAAUGGAGCGACUGUAACCAAGCGCAAACAUGGCGUCUGCGGGCCAAGCUUCUACUUCUUCUCCAGCCUGUUGGUGGCCCUGUGCUGUCUGGAGCCGUGGAGCCUCGGCUCGCAGACGGCCACCGGCAGGAGCUGCACACCGUGUCCCGUUAACUGCAGCUGCUCGCCGGCGGGGCCCCAGCAGAGCUGCGUGGUCAACUGCUCCAACGUCGGCCUGGAUACGGCCCCUGGAGCGGCAGAUAUCCCGCUGUUCACCACUGUACUAGAUCUCUCCAAGAAUCACAUCACGUCCCUUGAUACAACCUUGCUGAAUCGACUCCCUGGCCUUCGGGAGCUAUAUCUACAAAGUAACAGGAUUGUGAUUCUGCCCAGAGGAGUAUUCUGCUAUGGGCCUUUGACAGUCCUGGAUCUGAGCAACAACCAAAUCACUAAAAUAGAAGAAAGAAUAUGUGACGACCUGUGCAAUUUAACACAAAUUGACCUAAGCAGCAACCCCUUUGACUGUGACUGUAAACUAUUCCACUUGGUGAACUGGCUCCAGGAUAAAGGGGUACGAGUUCGAAGGCCUGACGACAUGGUCUGUAACCACCCUCCUGAGCUGCGUCACAAACCUCUGCUCAAUGUCAGAGUGCUCACCUGUGGACUUAACUAUGCCGCAUGUCUUGAGGACAGCAGUAGCGGAGGAGGGGGGCGGAGUGAGCUUGUCAUCUUUUCGUCAUCUACACCAGGCAACUUUACUCGUGAACAGUGUAACAGCAUGUGCUUCGCUGCAUCGCACCGCUAUGGCGGCCUGGGAGCAAGGCAGGAGUGUCUAUGCAGUACAAAUUCGGAGCCCAACUUCAUCAGUGAAUCUCAGUGUUCUGCUGCCUGUAGCAAUCCCAGUGUCAUGAAGGAAUGUGGGUGGACUCUGGCCCAUGAUGUAUUUGCAGUGGACUUCUCCAUCUUACUCAAGGCCCUCCCAUUGCAAAGUGUUCACGACCGCAUCAAUUUCUCAGCUGUCUCUUCCGUAAUGCCAGUAGCCCUAUCCUGGGAGUUUGGUGACCUCUCCCCUCGCGUCAACACCACAGUAACAAAGGUCACCUCAGCAACGCACAAAUACGGACUUCCAGGACAGUAUGUGGUCAGUUUGAUAGCCUGGGCUGGGCACAAAGAGGUAACUACACGAGGCGAGGUAUCGGUGGCGUUUCCUUCUAAGCUGGAACUGCACUGCCCCCCUCUUACUGUAGUCAAUGGCAGCCUAGAAGUCACACUUUUCAGCUGGGGAGCUCUUGGCCUUGAUGUUGACUGGAAGAUUUCAAAAGAUGAUGUGCAGGUCGCUAAAGCUUCUCCGCACUGUCCAAAAGAUGGGGUCUACCACAUCGAGUCCUCGUGCUGUUUCCAGAUUGUUCCAGGGGAGAUGAGUUGGACCGAUGCUCGCCGACAAUGUUUAGACCGCGGUGGGGAUCUGGCAAUAGUCAGAGGUGACACGCUGCGCAACCUGCUGGCUCAUAAAGUCACACAGGAACGAGGAGUGUGGCUGGGCUUGAGCAAUGUCACUUCCCCGGGCAGACUGCGCUGGGUCAAUGGCUCUGAGGCCCAGAAUGGAGAGGAAGGCCUGCAGCCUCGUUUCUCCAUCUCCCGUGGCAAUUUUUGUGUUUCCCUUGAUCAGCGAGCUCAAACCAGUCAGCACCCAUGCAACACCAAGCGUGCAUUUGUCUGUCAGUAUAGCCCUCAAGUCCGAGUUCCAGAUGCAGGGGUUUACAUGGUUGGCCUGGCGGUAUUUCCCUCUCAUAAUUCGUUGCUUCGAGUGUCUGUUGUUCCAUUCUCGACUGCGCAAACAGCCAGCACUAGCAUAGAGUUAAUGCUGUUCCCAGCUCUAAGCUUUGUUCAGCCAGGUCGCCUGUCUUCCCUUGAGCUUGUAAUGCAGGAGCGCAGCUCACACGUCCAUGUCCGAUUCCAAGUCUACCGACCACAAUGUCAUUAUGCCGGCCUGCACCUGCUUCUUCCAAGUUGUCACGGUCCAGUUUGCUCACCAGUGGCUAUAUGUGUUGCGGAGGACACCAAAGACAAUAAUCCACGCUCUUGCCCCCGACUACAACAGUGGUGUCCAUUCCAAAACCGAUGCCUGGACCUCUCUAGUCCUUGUCCACCCUCCUCCUGUCCUAAUUGCACCUACGCUUUCCACCUUCCACCUGGUGCUCGGAGACCUCAAUAUAUCCUGCAAGAUGAGGUGGCUUUCACCCUGCCCGCAGGACCAGCUGCACAUGCUCUGGUGCAAGAGCAGUUAGAAGACCUCUUGGUUUUUGCUGGUGACAUCAUUGGCCUUCAACACGAUGCUGGACCAGCAUCCCUCCUUCACUGCCAGUCCAGUCCCAAUUCACUGUGGCGACAGUCUGUUUUUGUUGUCAACCAUUCUGAAUGGAACUUGAUUAACACCAGCAGAGAGUCAGCAGAAAGUUCAGCUGGCCACGGUCUUGACCCUCAGCCCCAUCUCGUCCUGGAAUCAUUGAUGGAGGCUGGUGGAGGAGGCUGGCUGGAGGAAGUGGUAUGCCCCAUCAGAGUGCUGUAUGUGGGACACAGUGAGAUCCUGCUGCAGGGUCCAAAGUUAUCUGCUGGUCUAUCCCAACCAGGACUCUAUACUCUGCAGGUGAGUUCUGCUGAACCAUCAUAUCCAGCUUCAGCAUCAUGCCCAUUGCUUGUGGUUCCUCCUUUGGGCUUAACCAUUUUGCACCCACCUCUCUGGAAUGGCAGCCUCUAUCUUCAGGCUAAUAGCACUCGCGUCCUACUCCAUGUCCAGUCCCGUUAUAGCACGAGGGUAUCGCAACGGGGAACUAAUCACAGUGUUACCUUUCAGCCAGACUGUCCUUCAAUUUUUUUAUCCAGCCCCACACUAUGCAAGCCGAGGUCACAUUCAGGGACAGAGGUCACAGAACCAAGCCUGUAUGCAAUACUGGAUCUAAGCUUGGUUUCUAAGGAGCAAAAGGAUCUUAUUCAUGUGGAGCUGCAUGCCUAUAAUAAUAUGACAGAAUCUAGCUUGGCCGUGGUUGUUCAUGUGGAAGUACCACUGAAAGGACUAGUGGUUAAGCCCUAUCCUGCUCAAAGGGUGCUGAUGGAGUCAGUUGUGAGUUACACAGCCGACGUUCUUGAAGGCUCCAAUCCCACAUACAGAUGGACUGUUGAUGACAAGCCCUACUUUACCUAUUACAACACAGUCCUUAAUGUGAUCUAUCAACAUGCUGCCGUGUACAAGCUCACAGUGACGGCUAUGAACCAUAUCAGCAGCCUUACAGAGCAUUUCAACGUCACUGUGGACAGCCUGCAGCCUAUGACCAACCUCGCAGUGAGGGGUGUACCACAUGUGGUCCCUCAAGGCUCCACUCAGACGCUCACCGCUUCUGUGCUUGUGGACAUGUCUGUGUCGGCGACCUUUCGGUGGUCUUUUGGUGAUGGGGGAUAUAAAGAGUUUGAAAUGAAGCCUCCCUACGCUCCAUCCCUUUUUCAACCAGACUCCCCUCAUCAGGUCCUCCUAACCAACAACAUCACCUAUAUCUACUCCCAGCCAGGAAUAUACAGUGCACUGGUCUCAGUGUCCAAUCGAUACGAAAAUAUCAGUCAAAGCAUAAACAUGAGUGUCUACAGCAUCCUCACUCGUGUUGAUAUACAAACUGAGCCCCAAUUUCUCCUUGCUAGCAAAUCAGCAUAUUUUGAAGCUCAUCCUUUGCCCUCACCCUAUGGAAUUCACUAUGAUUGGAACUUUGGAGAUGAUUCUGCUCCGUGUCAAGGUCGGCGUGUGGCGCACACAUACACGCGCAGUGGUGCCUUCAAUGCCUGCGUGUCUGUAAACAACACCAUUAGUUACAACAUGGCCUGUGCUGAGAUGUUUGUAUUUGAAGAGAUAGAAAAAAUGACAGCCAAGAGCUCCUCACCUUCAGAAUUGCAUACUCCCACUAUAGUGAAAGCAGACACUGUAUCUGGCAAUAAUAUCACUUGGAUAUUUUCUAUGGGCGAUGGCAGCAAUUACACUACUUCCGAACCCCAGGUGUCGCACAGUUAUCUUAAAGAUGGCAACUACACAGUAAAUGUGACGGCUGCUAAUGCUGUGAGUUCUGGCUGCAUACUUCUCACAGUGCAGGUUUAUGUGUUUCAAGUUAUCAGGAUCGAACCUUCCGGAUGUGUCCAAGAAAACAGGCCCAUCAACUUUGAUGCAUGGAUGUCUGGCAAUGUUUCAGCCAGUCUUUUUGAAUGGAGCUUUGGAGACGGAAGCCCUGAUGAGAUACACCUCGGGAACCCCAGAGUCUUACAUACCUACAAGAUGUGUGGGAACUACCAUCUUUCCCUUAAUCUUUCCAGUGGGAUCAACAGGGCUUCCAAGGCACACUUCUCCAAAUGGGUGUGUGUGGAACCAGCCUUAACCAGCAUCCACCUUAACCUUGAGAAAACACACUAUGCCGUCGGAGAAGAGAUCAGGUUACAGGUCAGAGCAGAGCCGCAGUUUACCUACAGCUAUCUGUGGAACUUUGAUACAGGUGAAGAACCCUUACUGAUUCACGGUUCCGGGAAUGUCUUGAGAACAUAUGAAAAUCCAGGUCUGUACAGAGUGACAGUGACUGUCUCCAAUAACAUCUCCACAAGUAAUUCCAGUGUUCUGGUUGAGGUUCAGAUGCCUAUAGGGCCCAUUAUUAUUCUCCAUAAUGGCACUGAGUACAAUUACCUUAGACUUAGGGAACCCUAUUUCUUCACAACCCCGCUCUCUUCUCCUGAUGUCAAUCACACAUGGAACUUUGGAGAUGGUAACAUUUUUACAGGGCAAAGUGUCCACUACACCUACAACAUUUCUGGAAACUACAACAUUACACUGACAGCAGCCAACUCUGUCAGCAGGAAUCACACUAUUUUACCUGUUUCUGCGCUUUCACCAAUUCGUAACUUAACUGUCAAUUCCAGUCUCAUAAAUGUUCCUCUCAAUGCCUCAGUCCACUUUGAAGCUCAAUUUUUGGAGGGAGAUGAUGUCCGAUUUUCCUGGAUCUUGUGCGACCACUGCACCUCAAUUCCAGGGACCCACACCAUGUUCUACACCUUCCGCUCAGUUGGCACUUUCAAUAUCAUUGUGACAGCAGAGAACCACAUAGGGACCGCCCAAGCUAAUAUUUUCCUCUAUGUUCAACGUGAAUUGGAUGGACUCCAGAUUGUAGCCAAGGCGGAGGCGAAAGAAGGUGGAGAAACAAGAGUGGAUGGUUGCUGCUUUGCUACCAACCGUGUUCUUCACCUUCAUGCAGACUUAAAAGAAGGAACCAACAUGACUUUUAAUUGGAACAUCAUCAAUGAACUACAGCCCAUUAACUCCAGGUACAACAUCAGUGCCAAGACUACGGAGGUCAGUUUCUCCACACCGGGACCGUGUCUCAUAAUUCUUGGAGCAGCUAACCUUCUGGGCCAGCUGUCCACCAAUAGAACCAUUCACUUCUUAGAGCCAGUCGGAAGAGUGUCUCUGCAGAUCAGCAACAACCCUAUAGCUGUCAAUGCUCUUACCAAUCUGUCAGUGCCCAUUUCGGAGGGCUCAGACCUACAAUAUCGCUGGUUUGUAAAUGGAGAUAAUAUGCAGUGGAAAGAGCCCUGGAGGACUCAAACAUUUCCAACUCCUGGUCUAUAUCUGGUCACUGUGGAGGUCUUUAAUGAAGUUAGUUCCAAGCUCAUGUCUGAGAGGAUAAGCGUCCAGGAAAGAAUCUCUGGGACUGACUUCAUAGCGAUUGAUGCCAUUGAGCAGAGUUACAUAGCAACAGGGGUCCCUGUCACACUCCAUGGAAAGGUGGACAAGGGAACCAAUGUGACAUGGACAUGGACAAUCGAUGGAACAACAGAGAUCGGACAGAGCACGACGGUGGUGUUCCUGGAGCCAAAGACAGCUAGUAUUACGCUGAAUGCCAGCAAUGAUAUCAGUGAGCAAGUAGUUCCAAAGGAGCUCUUUGUUCAGGACAAGAUUCAGGGCUUGGAGCUGCGGGCAAGUAAACAGAUUGCAGUAGUCGGUGAGAGGGUAGAGUUCACCAUUUUAAUGGCAGCAGGCUCAAAUGUUGAACUGAUCCUCAGCAUCAGCGGAGAUGCCACUGUUUCACCUCAACUUAAUCAAACGUAUGUGCACGUAUUCAGCCGGGUAGAUACCUACAUGGUCAACCUCACUGCUCAUAAUCAGGUAAGCUCCAAGAGGCGACACCUCCAGGUUGAAGUGAUGGAGCCAGUACGUGGAUUGUCUAUCCACGGAAUCGCAGCAGCGAUCCCUGUUGGUGUAAAGAGAUUAUUUACCGCCAGCAUCAAAACGGGCAAGCCCGUUGGUUAUCUGUGGACUUUUGACCUGCACCACCUCCACAAGACAUCACAUUUUGGACAAGAGCAGGUGUCCUACAUCCCAGAGGAGGCAGGUUUAUUGACCAUUUACCUGAGGGCCUUCAAUGCAUUACAUGGUCAGAACAUCACUGAGCACAUCCUUGUCCAGAACCUAUUAAAGGCUGCAGUCCUAAAUGCAACACCUCAGGACACUUUGGUCAAUAAGACUGUCACUUUGGUGGCUUCUGUCACACCCAAAUCAAAUCCUCUAGAAUGCUUCUGGGACUUCAAUGAUGGCUCUACUCCAGUUCACACCAGUACUACAAAUGUGGGCCAUGUGUUCCAGAACCCAGGAAACUACAUAGUCCAAGUCAACUGUAGUAAUCUGGUGAGCUGGGUGUGGGGUCAGGUUGAAGUAAACAUCAGUGUCCUAGAGUGUGAGGAACCAGAAGUACAAGUCAUUCAAGCCCCCCGUCUCGCCAUCUGGCGAUCCCAGCCCACUUUUGUCGAGGCCACUGUGGACCUGAAAGGCUGUGUUAUUUAUGGAGCACAAUAUUUAUGGCAAGUCGUCACAACACCAUCCUGUGACAGUAGUGACCACCUUCCCUCUCAGCCAUUACCUCAGACAGAAAUCCUUCUCCCAGUGGAGGUGGAUGUACGGCGACUACAGUUGUCGUUGCCCAAGAUGGCGCUGGCUACAGGGAACUACACUCUGGUGUUUUCUCUAUCGUAUGAAGGUGUGCCGGUGAGAAAAGCAGCCUGUCUACAACUAAGCAUCAUGGCUGAAAGGCUGGUGCCCAUCAUAGAGGGUGGCACCCAUAGGGUAUGGUCGAGGACCCAGGACCUCCAGCUCAGUGCAGAGCAGUCCUACGACCCCAAUAUGGACCCCGACAGCCAGUCACUACUCCACUACCAUUGGGAGUGUGUAAGCACAUCAAAGGGUCCAGAACACUGCUCCAGCCUGAACUUCGGCUUGGGCUACAGCGAUCCUGUACUGGGAAUAUCUGGUUCUGAGUUAGAGGAAAAUGUUGAAUACACCUUCAAACUGUCUAUCAGCAAAGAUGGAAUGACACCAGAGUCCACCACACAAACUGUGCUGGUCCAGAGUGGUCACAUUCCAAUGGUGUAUCUGGAGUGUGUGUCCUGUAGGGCCCAAUCCAUCUACGAAAUCAGCCAAAACUCGUAUGUCUACCUCCGAGGAACCUGCACGAACUGCCAAGGCUUUCACCGCGGGAGAUGGACUGCCAUGACACUGCAGAACGAGACCCUGAUCCUGGACUCGACCUCGAUCACCACAGAAAAGGACUGUAUGGACCUGGUUUUGCGGCAGGGUGCCCUUCGCCACGGAGACUCAUACAUUUUCACCCUGCACGUAACUGACGACAUGCUGGAUGGCGAGGGUGCCGCCUCCAUCACAUUGCACCACAACAUGCCUCCAGCUGGCGGGGUGUGUCACCUCAGAGCAGGAGAGUCUGGAUGGGAUAGUGCUGAUGCAGAUGUUGGAAGUUUGACAAUUCGAACACUGCUGGACAAAGUUCACUUUAACUGUUCAGGUUACAGUGAUCGAGGAAUCUCUGAGACCCCUUUACUCUACAGUUUGUUGGUGACCCGCUGCAAGGAAGACUAUUGUGAGGAGUUUUGUGUGUAUAAAGGCAGUAGUCCAGAGCAUUCAGCCUUCCUUCCCCCUGGCUUUAAAUCAGCUCGACACCGUGUAGCUGUUUCCAUCACAGUGGAGGAUCUUCAGGGAGCAACAAUCACUGCCCUCAACAAGUCUAUUGAAGUGGUGCUGCCGGAUCCACCGCCUGAGUACAGUAGCCUUCCUCACUGGCUGUCUGAACUGACUGACAGCAGACUUAAACAGCUGUUGGAACAAGGAGACUCCCAGAGGGUCAGGGAGCUAUCCUUGGCUCUUAUUACUGUCCUAAAUGAGUACGAACAGAGCAGGGAGUCCAGACGGGUGUUUUCAGCGGAGCGGGUUUACCGAGUCAGGGUCCGUAGCAACAUUACUAGGGCAUUGACUGCACUGGAUCUAAACACUGUUAAUGACAUUCAGCAAACCUCUGCGGCGCUGGCACAGUGCACGGCGGUGAGUCGAGAGUUUAUCUGUGAGGAGUGUCAGAACAGCACUCUGAAUAAACUUGAGUCCAUGUUAGAUAUUCUGCAAAAUGACACCAAGCAAGGAACAGUUACUCCAACUGAGAUAGCUGAUAACAUCCUGAACAUCAUGGGCGAUCUGAUCCAUCAAGUCAGCCAGUCGGCGUUUCACUUCCAACCCCCCUUCGUGGAUUCCCCAUCAGUUUUCUCGACUUCCCCUUUGACCCCCUCUGGUGCAUAUCACGGAGGCAUCCAUUUGGACCCAUCACCUUCCUCCUCAGAGCCACAUCCGUUGAGAGUGGCCGCCAAAGCCUAUAGCCUAUCUUCAGUCCUCAUGCUAAUUCUCAUGCACGGCCGUGUCCUGAACGAGGAACCACUUGUGCUCAGGGGAACAGAGAUAGCUGCCACGGGAAAACUGGCUGACCCCCAGAGCCUGCUGUGUUACCACGGCAACAGCAGUCCAGAAUGCCAACAGUUCUCCAUCCCCAGAGCAUUCAACAGUAGUCUUGGCAGAGCAGCUGCAGGAAACAGUGUCAUGCAGUUACUUCUUCGAUUGGAGUCCAACCCAUUCCCGUUCAAUUAUGUAGCCAACUACACAGUGUCCACUGAGGUGGCAUCCAUGGAGUUUCGCACUGAAAAUGGGACCCAGAUUCCCAUCUCCGGACUGGAUGACAAUCUUGCCAUCACUGUCGCCAUAAACAAUGGCACUAGUGGAGAGCUGGGCACAGAUUCCUCUGGUGCAGGUGGCGUGCCUCCAGCCGGAGCUGUAAACAUCAGCCGGUGCAACUCUGUCAUCGUCAGGGUGAUCACAGGCAACAACAACAGGCAGGCUGGACUCUUUAUACAGCUCAACUUCACUGCUUUGGAAGAUGCUGGAGGCGAAAUCGAGAAUGAUAUAAACUCUGAAGAGCCGUACAUCGAAGCCUACCUUCAUUCCCAUGAGCAUCCAAGUGAAUUGAACUGCACCGAGAGAAAACGUAUUACUCUCAGUAUGACCCGAAGCCAGGACUUUGACCAUAGGAAGUACACUUUCUUUCUAUCGCCUGAGAAGUAUGACACAACGCAGGACUACUUUAUCAAUGUGAGCACGCCCUGCGACACCACCUACUGGUCUGCCGGCGUUCAUCUUGAGGUGGGACUAUUUGCCUCACUGUGCCAGUACUUCAGUGAGAGUGAGAAACAGUGGCGGACAGACGGCAUGGUGCCCCUGGCGGAAACCAACUCCAGCAGAGCCGUUUGCCGCACCAGACACCUUACUGCCUUUGCCGCAGGCCUCUUUGUACCACCUCAUGCGGUCAGCUUUUCAGUGCCAAUGCGGUCUGGCCCACCUAGCUUUGUGGUGUUGCUGGUGUGUGUGCUGGGCUUUCUCUGUUAUGUUGUUGCUGCCGCCAUCUUGCACAAGUUAGACCAGCUGGACUUGCGCCGGGCUGGUGUGGUUCCACUGUGUGGCACAGAUGGGCUUUUUAAAUAUGAGGUUCAAGUCAAAACUGGCUGGACUCGUGGGGCAGGCACAACAGCUCAUGUUGGAAUCAGUCUGUAUGGCCGUGAGGGUCGCACCGGACACCGCCAUCUCGAUAGCAAGGGGGCCUUUACACGCAACGCCCUUGACAUCUUCCAUAUUGCUACUGACAAUAGCUUGGGCAGUGUGUGGAAAAUGCGCAUUUGGCAUGACAACAAAGGUUUGUCCCCAGCAUGGAUGCUACAGUACAUCUUGGUCAAGGAUUUACAGACAGGAAGCAGCUACUAUUUCCUGGUAGAUGAAUGGCUCUCGGUAGACAACGAAAAAACUGAUGGUCAAUUAGAAAUUGAAGUGGAAGCCUCAGAAGAAGGAUCGCUUCGCCACUUUCCCCGCCUCCUGCGGUGUGAGCUUCAGAGGGCGUUGUGUGAGAGUCACCUGUGGCUGUCGCUAUGGGAGAAGCCCCCUCGCAGCCCCUUUACUCGCUUGCAGAGAGCCACCUGCUGUGCUUUGUUACUGCAGUUAUUUUUGGCCUUCAACACACUGUGGUACAGCAUAGUGGUGGACGAGAGAAUCAGCUCACAAGCCAUAGGGCAAUUAUCUUCACUAAACGGCGAGACUCUAGCAGCAGGCGUGGUGACAUGUCUGAUUGCCUACCCGCUCUAUCUCCUCGUCUUUACACUGUUCAGAAUGAGCCGCAGCAAGUGUGUGUCAGUGGAGCAAGUACCUCCACCAGGGGACCAAGAGUCAGUGGAGAUUGAUUACUUCCUGGACAACUCCAUAGCUGGAAGUUCUUUCCUCUACUUUGACGGCGAGACCAACUCCGAAGAAACCAAUGUGGAUUUGCCUACUCCGUCCACCAAAAGUAUGGAGAGUUGGGGCAUGGCAGAGGAGGAGAGUGAUGACCGGGACUGGCCAGAGCUGUUGGGUCAUGUACCUGUGACAGGAGGGGCGGGACAUGGGGCGGGGAUGCCGAGGCUCAAGAGGGGACAAGGGAGCAGGCACCUUGGUGUGGAUAUGACCUUUAACCCAGAAGAUGAGGAUGAGCAAAGGCACAAAUAUUUUACUUCCUCAGAUGAGGACCUCAUCAAACACAUUUUGAGCGAUGGCCAGAAUUUCUUCCCGCAAGCAGAUGAAAGUGAGAUGGCUGAUCUGUCAAGUAUUUUGGAAGACAAUACAGAGGUGAUUCUACUCCAGAAAAUCAAUGACCCCCUUCCUCUGGAAUCAGUCAGAAGAGAACCUCCGAAAACUGCUUUCUCCUCCAAUACAGUUGUGGCAGACGUGUGUCGUCCUAGACGGUUCCCUCCCUGGUGUGGACGCGCGGCCCUGUGGGGGAGCUGGGCUGCGAUUGCCCUGGCCAAUAGUAUAUCCAUUUGGGCGGCCCACGGCUUCAAUCAGAAUGUUGCAAUGAUGUGGCUCAUCUCCAGUUUUGCUAGCUUCCUAUGCUCCUGUUUUCUCCUGGAACCAAUAAAGGUGUUGUGUGAGGCCAUCUACUAUGCAGUGUUUGUGUGUCGCCUGCGCCCUGAGGACCAGGACGUACUGGUAGAGUUCCCCACGGUGGAGAGGGUGGUGCAGCGAGUCCACAGGGUGCGCCCGCCUCAAGGCUACGCGCUGUCCCAGGACCGGCACCAGGCCCGCAAGGUCCGCAUGCUGCACACUAUGUUGAAGAACUUCCUAGUGUACAUGUUCUUCUUGUUGGUGGUUCUUUUACUCAACUACUCGGAUUCUGCCAAAGAAACACACAGCCUGAGGCUGCAUACUCAAUUACAACGUGUGCUACAUACACCUGAGUACCACAACAUCAGCAGCCGCCAUGAUGUUCUGGCUUGGCUGAACCGAUCCUUGUUACCUCGCCUUCUGAAUGACUCCGCACUCCUUGGACACACAGGAAGUGUCUUACUCGGCACCAUGAGACUCAGACAAAUCAACUACAUGCAAGGGGACUUGUGGGGACAAGGGUGGCCUAACAUUACAGCUUCUGGUGCUGCCGUUCUGUUGAAUAACUCCACAGACUUGGUGCUCCAGUUGAACAGAAGUCUGGAAGAGGCCAGUAUCUCCCUGCAGCAGCGUCAGCAACAACACUGGCUUGAUGAAAGGAGCCGUGCUUUGUUUGUGGAGUUCUCACUGUACAACAUCAACACAAAACUCUUGGCAGUGUUUUCUUUCCUCUUCGAGUUCCCAGUUUCUGAGCGUGCUCAGUCCAGCCUCGACCUCGUAGUCAUCACUCUGUGGCCAAUCACGGGGCUGGAUCUGCAGCUUCUUUUAACGAUGGUCCUUCUUAUCCUGGUGUUCUAUUUCCUGGUGCGGGGGAUUUUGGGAUGCCUCCGCGAAGGCUACUCAUACCUGUUGUCCACCUGGAGACUCCUGGGCAUCUGUAAACUUACCAUAGCGGCAUCUGUAUGCGGCCUGCAUCUGAGCAGGUGCGUCAUGGCCCAGCAGCUAUGGACGCUGUACCUCCGUCACCCACGAGAUGCCUUCACAGACUUCUACCCCCUCGCCAAACGAACUCAGAUGUAUACAGUCAUGGCGGCCUUGCUACUUUUCAUUUUGGUGCUCAAGGCUUCUCAUCAGUUGCGGUUCUUGCGAGAGUGGGCCGUGUUUGGCCGAGCUCUGCGACGCUCCGUCUGGGAAUUGCUGGGCGUCGCUCUAGCCCUGCUGCUGUUGCUCCUGGCCUACUCACACACUGGACACCUGCUCUUCCACUCGGUCUUCGAUGGCUACGGUAGUGUCAGCGCCACCUGUCUUUCAUUGCUCGGCGCUAGCGGCCGCGGUCUGUUGUCACCAGACCCUUCAUGGACACUCACCGGGCCUUCCGGUGGCGUGUUCUCCCUGGUGUUCCACACGAGUUUUGCCGUGCUCCGGUUGCUGUUGAUCUGGUUGGUCACCUCCAUUUUACUGAGGAACUACCGGCGCGGACGGGCAGAGUUGUACCGACCCGCUGUAGAUCUGCAAGACUACGAAAUGGUCGAGCUGUUUCUCAGAAGACUGAAAAUGUGGAUGGGGCUGAGCAGGACCAAGGAGUUUCGUCACAAGGUUCGUUUCGAAGGAAUGGAGCUGCCCCCAUCUCGCAGUUCCUCAACCAGCGACUGCAAGUCUCUGUGUUUACCUCCGCUGGACCGCCCCGACUCUCCGUCCACCCCGGACAGCGUCGACGGCGGCUCUGAGGCUUCCUGGUGCCCGGCACCGUCCAGUCCCUGCAGCCUAACAGAAGCUCCCGGCGUCGGCCCGGGCCUCGGCAUAGCUCUAGGCCCCGGAGCGCCCGCCGGCUGGAGGGAGAGGGCAGAAACCGAGGCCGCGCUCAAGAGGCUGCUGCCCACGUUUGAUGCCCUGCUACAACAGCUGGACCGUGUCACCAUCUCGACCGAGGACGUAUUUCAUAUGGAAUGCCAACUGGAGCGAGCGCAGAGGAAGAGGAGACGGCGAGGAAGAGCGAGAGGAGGGGAGAAAGGACAGCGUGAAAAAGGGGCGCGCAAAGACAGGAAGAGCAGCAAAAACAAGAACAAAGUGGGCAAGAAAGUCAAAAAAAGGGAGACGAGUGAACUUUCAACAGAGUGUCGAGACUCAGCCGACCCCAAGGCGACACCUGCUCCAAAGUCUAAAGCACUCCCUGUCCGCUCACCUUCCUCCAAUACCUCUGUCACCGCCCCCCCGCCGACUCCAAUAACUGCCCCCGCCACGCCACCCGUGUUGCCAGCCGAUACCCCCUUUUCCCAUUACCAGCCUCCCAAAUUGAGCACGGGGCCUCCGCGCACCCCUACGGGCAGAGAGCACUUCCCUGCCGAGAAGGAGCCCCUACCCUCCUCAAGCCUGUUCAACCACCCAGCACACACCACGACCAUCCCUACGCACAAGCGGAAACGCAAGCCUCCGCCGCUUAAAAACAAGGUGCACCCCAACUAAAAAGAGAGGAGACAAUGGGGUUAAGGACGAGAGGACGGCACGGGGCAGCUGGUUUUGUCUCUGGACGCUCCUCUCUAAACCUCACGCGUGGGAAGGUGCCAGCCUGAGGUGGCGGUCGUCGUUCGAUUCCAGCAAACACGGUGCGGGUCACCGACUCAAAAGCAAACACAGAAACCGUUAUCGUUGGUUUCUUCCAUGCCCCUUCCGCCCGCUACAAGUGACCCUGGAGGUUACUGACAGAAGCACAGGUCCGUGCUCACCUGAGGACUAAUCAUUAAAAAUAAGGACUAUUUUUCUGCGAUGUGCUGUGUACAUAUUUUGCAUAAGUAAUCAAGAGGGCUUGGUACUAUUCAGAGGUUGGUAGAGUAGCCAAAAAUUUUACUCAAGUAAGAGUAUGAGUACAAAAGUAUUUGGUGAAAAGAAUACUCAAGUAAUUGAGUAACAUUGUGAGUACCGUAUUUUCCGCACUAAAAGGCGCACCUAAAAACCUUCAAUUUUUUCAAAAGCUGACAGUGCGCCUUAUAAUCCAAUGCGCCUUAAUGAAGCUCCAUCUAGUGGGUGUAUAACACAACCACUACCACUACUACUACUAUUACUACUGCACCUUAUAAUACGGUGCACCCUAUGAAAACCGUUUUAAAACAGGCCAUUCAUUGAAGGUGCGCCUUAUACUCUGAUGUGCCUUAUAGUACAGAAAAUAUGGUAACUGCUUAUGAGGUUUGAUUUAUUAUUAUUUUUUUAAACGAUGGUAUUUUUUUAAUCUGUAUGAACUGUUAUUGUACUUUGAAGAAGACCAUAACCUAUUACAUAACCACAUUAAGCCAAAGAAAUACAAAAGAAAAUCAUUGAAUUCCGUUGAGAGGGAAAAAAAAAGGAAAAUUAAGCAUCAUUUGUCCAAAAAGCAUGAGUGCCCUCUAGUUGAGAAAACAUAUUUCCUGUUAUGAAAUUUAAAAGGAUCCUAUUUCUGGGUUGCCGGCGACGCUCUACGUCAAAUACAGUGAUCCCUCGCUACUUCGCGCUCCAAACUUACUGCUCUCAGUCCAUCGUGGAUUUUUUCUCAAUCCGAGCCGAUCGCGUAGUCUCACUCUCGCUCCAUCUCCCUGCUCUUUGACAUCAGGCAGUGCACUAGAGUUGCUGAUUAAAGUUAACGAUGAUUGACAGAUGAAUGUCUUUGAUCUUGUCAGAGUCACGAACUUCAAAAGCCCUGCAUGUGUCAAUAAUCGUUCAACUUGUUAAACAGUUUUUGUGGCAACUCAUUGUGCGUAAAUGCGGAUUUGAGCAGAUUUGAGUAGACUCACUCAAUGAAGCAUUUCAUAAAGCCAAGCAUUUUUCUGCCACUUUAUUCUUGUUUAAUUAUAACUCGGUGGGACAGUAAGAUUUUUUAAAACAUAUCCUAUUAUUUUAUUUUUAUUUUAGAAGUUUUUUUUUUUUUUUUUUUUUUUUUUAAUACUUUGGGGGAAAAAGUUAAAAAAAAAAAAAAAAAGUCUGAUAUGUAUCUUUCCAAUGCUAAAUCUGAAUAAAUACAUUGAAUACACACACAAUUUAUUUAUUUAUUUUUUUAAUUUAAUGUACUUAGCGGUUUUUCACUUAUCGCGGCAGGUUCUGGUCCCCACUGCGGAAAACGAGGGAUCACUGUAAUUUUUUACAGUGAUUUAAAGACACCACGUGAUUGAACAGCCCGGGUUAAUCAUAGAACGGCAAGCUUGAGUCUGUUUGGUAUAAUGGAUUAAUGUGUUUAUUGUUGCGACGUCUAAUUGGUGAAAUUGGUAGCUCUACUCUUGUCAUCGCUGGUAAAAAAAUUAAAUUAAAUUAAUACUAGUAUAUAGAAUAAAGAACAAAGUCUAACGACUAGUGUAGCCCAAAAUAGCAGAGUAAGGGUAGCGUUUCUUCUUCACAAAUCUUCUCAAGUAAAAAGUUUGGCUUCCUUAAACUACUCUUAGAAUUACAUUUUUCUCAAAAAGCACUCAAGUAUAUGUCACAGAGUAAAUGUAAAGCGUCACUACCCACUUCUGGUACGAUUUUUCUAUUGUGGGUACUCGUGACCUGUCUGCAUUUUAAACGUUUUUCACCCCAAAUUUGCAUGCAAGGCAAACGCACACGCCACAAAUGUAGACAAACCUCUGCAGGAGCGUGGCUUCCACAGUUCAGGGUUACGAUGAAAGGUAUAGAAAGUGAUGUCACGGAGAGCGCAGCGAGGGAAAAGUUGAAAAUCAAAAGAACGUCAAUGUAAGUUGAAAACAAGAAGGACUUUUACACUACUAGUAUUUACAAGUUGACCCGACAUGAAGCUAUAUUGAUCAGUAUGUUUCGGAUUUUAUUGUGUUUCAUUGUUGUCAUGUAAAUGCACUUUUCUUUUAAUAUGUUGUGUUUUCUGAUGUAAUAAGCUUGGUAUGGAAUCCAUUACAGAAAGCUUUACUUAUACUGUAGCUGAACUAUAAAAUCGCCAAAGCUUUUUGCAGCAUUUACGACUCACUACGCCAAUAAUUCAUUUGUUUUGUACUUAGCACUUUAAUGUCAAACAGACAAGAUAUCAAGGCUACAUGCUUAAGUCAUUGACUUUACACUUGUUUUAAUGUCAUGAAAAAUGUAUGAGUUAUUAACACGGUUUUAAAGCAGUUAUUUUUUUGUAAAUCAACAUAUGUACUUUCUGUGUCCAUAGGGCAAAUCUCAGGGAACACACCGUUUUCCUCUAAAAAUGUUUUUUCCCCACAUGGAGAAGGAGUUUUAAACAGUAUUGUGAUGUGAAAUAACACCACUUGAUUUCUCCAAAGUAUUGAAGUUUGAGUCCAAAUGUUUUGCAGAGAUUGUUGUCAGCCUGUAGAUCGUUUUCCUGCCACAUACGAUCUCACAAUUUAGAUGAUCACAUGAAACUUAUUUUUUACAAACUUGCUUAUGUCUGUAUAUCUCGGUGCUUACUUGUGUAUAUAAUUGUUUUAGCUUACAAUGGUAAAAAUGUUAUCGUCCUUCAAUUAUAAUGGGUCAGUUCAAGCACAAGUGUUAAGCUAACGACAAGUUGUCCACUUUGUUUUUUUUGUCCUAUUGUCUCUGAAAAAGCAUCUUGUGCAAAACUGUUAGCAAUGUGUCAAAUUGUCUGUUGUGUUUCAUCUGUAUUUUCCAGUUGUGGCAAUUUUCAUGCUUUUGCACUUGACAAUGUUGAAUAAACAGCUCAACAGUAAAUGAAGUUUCAUAAAUCAGUUACCGAUACUCGUUCUCCAGUCGCCUUGAUUAGUUAAGAGUUACAAUCAGUGGCCGGGAAAAGGGGUGCUGAGGGUUCUGCAGCACCCCCUUGUGUUGGGGAGAAAAAAUGUUUUGGCAGAUUCUUUUUUU
Messenger RNA from Corythoichthys intestinalis (scribbled pipefish), 17357 nucleotides. It is a transcript of the gene pkd1a, whose product is annotated as polycystic kidney disease 1a. The record is from RefSeq and is a predicted model, not a curated record. Gene Ontology annotation, cellular component: plasma membrane. Bases 273 to 14030 code for a protein of 4585 amino acids. Gene Ontology annotation, molecular function: monoatomic cation channel activity; protein binding. Gene Ontology annotation, biological process: calcium ion transport; kidney development. The transcript is spliced from 55 exons. NCBI's taxonomy places the organism in Eukaryota, Metazoa, Chordata, Actinopteri, Syngnathiformes, Syngnathidae.